Molecule: messenger RNA, 831 nt
Organism: Cavenderia fasciculata
Lineage: Eukaryota; Evosea; Eumycetozoa; Acytosteliales; Cavenderiaceae
Gene: sf3a2
Product: U1-type zinc finger-containing protein
Exons: 2
Coding region: 1-831 (276 amino acids)
Biological process (GO): spliceosomal complex assembly
Cellular component (GO): U2 snRNP; U2-type prespliceosome; catalytic step 2 spliceosome
Molecular function (GO): nucleic acid binding; zinc ion binding
Source: RefSeq, a predicted model, not a curated record
AUGUCAGAAUAUGGUAAAGCAGGUAGUGGAGGGAUGCAAUCAUCCCAAUACGACAACAUAGACAGAAGGGAGAGACUUAAAAAGUUGGCAAUGGAGACUAUAGAUAUAUCAAAAGAUCCCUAUGUCAUAUCGAAUCAUCUUGGUUCAUAUGAAUGUAGAUUAUGUCUUACACAACACAAUAAUAUAGGUAACUAUCUUGCACAUACACAAGGCAAGAAGCAUCAGACCAAUUUGGCUAGAAGAGCUGCACGUGACCAAAAAGAUAACCCAAACAACCACUUUAACAAAUCGUCGUCGGCAAUGUCUCACAGACCACGUAUCAUACCAAAAAAGACUAUAAAGAUUGGAAGACCGGGAUACAAGAUCAUCAAACAGAGAGAUCCAGAUACUGGUCAACUGUCACUUCUCUUUCAAAUCGAUUAUCCAGAGAUUGAACAAGGACUUCAACCAAGACACAGAUUUAUGAGUUCAUUUGAACAACAUGUCGAUCAUGUCAACAAAGAUUACCAAUAUAUUUUAUUUGCUGCAGAGCCAUAUGAAACUAUUGCUUUCAAGAUACCAAACAAAGAUAUAGAUAGAACUACUGGUCCUGAUGGCAAAUUCUUUACUCAUUGGGAUAAAAAUAAAUUAUCAUUUACUUUACAAUUAUAUUUCAAAGAGUCAAGUAAUAAGGAUCAACAACAACAAACUCAACAACAACAACCACCACCCACCCCAACAACAAGAAUAAAUAGAAAUGAUAUGUAUCGUUGCAGAUUGGUUUGGAAUUCCAACAACAAACUAAUCAUUCCUUUUAUAAUAUUUCAAGAAAAACAAAAAGAGAAAACAUGA